Molecule: messenger RNA, 2079 nt
Organism: Sorghum bicolor (sorghum)
Lineage: Eukaryota; Viridiplantae; Streptophyta; Magnoliopsida; Poales; Poaceae
Product: lycopene epsilon cyclase, chloroplastic
Exons: 10
Coding region: 185-1786 (533 amino acids)
Biological process (GO): carotenoid biosynthetic process
Molecular function (GO): oxidoreductase activity, acting on paired donors, with incorporation or reduction of molecular oxygen
Source: RefSeq, a predicted model, not a curated record
UCUCCCCGUGCCGCUCGUCUCCCUCCACAACGGCACAGCAGCAGCGGCCAACUCCUCUCUGCUAGUGUCUCCUCGCCGCCGCCGCGCCGCCGCGCCGACCAAUCACCGCGCAAUUGGAAGCAAGAGAGCCGCACCAGGAGAGAGAAGAGACAGUGAGAGUGAGAGCCCGAGGAGGGGCGGCGCGAUGGGCCUCUCGGGCGCGACGAUCUCCGCGCCGCUCGGCUGCCGUGGGCUGCGGCGCGGGGCGGUCGGCGGAGGUAAGGCGCGGAAGGCGGAGGCGGAGAGGUGGCGGCGGGCGGGCUGGAGCCGACGCGUGGGCGGACCGAAGGUGACGUGCGUGGCCACCGAGAAGCACGACGAGACGGCGGCGGUCGGCGUGGAGUUCGCGGACGAGGAGGACUACCGCAAGGGCGGCGGCGGCGAGCUGCUUUACGUGCAAAUGCAGGCCACCAAGCCCAUGGAAAGCCAGUCCAGGAUCGCUUCCAAGCUAUUGCCCAUAUCUGAUGAAAACACAGUACUUGAUUUGGUUAUCAUUGGUUGUGGUCCUGCUGGUCUUUCUCUAGCCUCAGAGUCAGCUAAGAAAGGUCUCACCGUAGGUCUCAUUGGGCCUGACCUUCCAUUCACAAAUAACUAUGGUGUGUGGGAGGAUGAAUUUAAAGAUCUUGGUCUAGCGAGUUGUAUCGAGCACGUCUGGAAGGAUACUAUUGUCUACCUAGACAAUAACAAGCCCAUACUGAUUGGCCGUUCUUAUGGCAGGGUGCACCGUGACUUGCUCCAUGAGGAGCUACUGAGAAGAUGCUAUGAAGCUGGCGUGACAUACCUGAACUCCAAAGUGGACAAGAUCAUAGAAUCUCCAGAUGGACACAGAGUAGUCUGUUGUGAUAAGGGUCGUGAGAUAAUUUGCAGGCUUGCCAUUGUUGCUUCGGGGGCAGCAUCUGGUAGGCUUCUAGAGUAUGAGGUUGGGGGUCCUCGUGUUUGCGUGCAGACUGCAUACGGAGUAGAAGUUGAGGUGGAAAAUAAUCCAUAUGAUCCCAGCUUAAUGGUUUUCAUGGACUACAGAGAUUGUUUCAAAGAGGAAUUCUCACACACUGAACAAGAAAAUCCCACUUUCCUGUAUGCUAUGCCCAUGUCAUCCACACGAGUUUUCUUUGAGGAAACAUGCUUAGCUUCUAAAGAUGCUAUGUCCUUUGAUCUACUUAAGAAGAGGCUGAUGUAUCGGUUGAAUGCAAUGGGAGUUCGUAUCCUGAAAAUUUAUGAGGAGGAAUGGUCCUACAUUCCUGUUGGAGGGUCCUUACCAAACACAGAUCAGAAAAAUCUUGCAUUUGGUGCUGCAGCAAGUAUGGUGCAUCCUGCAACGGGGUACUCAGUGGUUAGAUCUUUGUCUGAGGCUCCAAGAUAUGCUUCUGUGAUAUCCGACAUCUUAAAUAACCGAGUUCCUGCAGAAUAUUUGCUUGGAAAUUCUCAAAAUUACAGUCCAUCAAUGCUUGCAUGGAGAACACUAUGGCCUCAAGAAAGGAAACGUCAGCGAUCCUUCUUCCUUUUCGGAUUAGCGUUGAUAAUCCAACUGAAUAAUGAAGGCAUACAAACAUUCUUUGAAGCCUUUUUCAGGGUGCCGAAAUGGAUGUGGCGGGGAUUUCUUGGCUCAACCCUUUCAUCGGUCGAUCUCAUACUAUUUUCAUUCUACAUGUUUGCAAUAGCUCCAAAUCAAUUGCGAAUGAACCUCGUCAGACAUCUCCUCUCUGACCCGACUGGCUCAACCAUGAUCAAGACCUACCUGACCUUAUAAAACCUUCUGCACCAGGCUGCAAGAACUCUUAGAAACUGUACAGUUUUGUAGUUGUACAUAAGUUAGAGGGGAUCUUGGGGGUUCCUUUUCUUAUUCCCGUAUGGCGGCGGAUCUAGGGGGUUACCAUCAACACUAUAAUACGCUCGAAAUCUUUUAUGGUUGCUGUGGUGAUGGGUGCAUGAUGGAAUGGAAGAAGAAUAAGAGAGAUCCGGUGAUGGUCAUGGUUCCUGCAUUGGCCAUUUUUAGGUCUUGUAUCCCUUGUUUUUGCUCCAUCUCUGUCUUUUCUGUUUCAA